This is a messenger RNA of Phalacrocorax carbo (great cormorant), 2801 nucleotides long. The record is from RefSeq and is a predicted model, not a curated record. NCBI's taxonomy places the organism in Eukaryota, Metazoa, Chordata, Aves, Suliformes, Phalacrocoracidae.
AUGUUCCUGAAGCUGCGGGACAUCGUGGCCUCGGACGCCUUCCGCGACUACGUCUCGGACCCGCGCGGCCUCAUCUCCAAGAAGGACUUCCAGAAGGCGAUGGACAGCCAGAAGCAGUACGAACCCGCCGAGAUCCAGUUCCUCCUCUCCUGCUCCGAGGCGGACGAGAACGAGAUGAUCGACGUGGAAGCCUUCGCCGGUCGCUUCCAGGAGCCCGCCCGCGACAUCGGCUUCAACGUCGCCGUCCUCCUCACCAACCUCUCGGAGCACGUCCCCCACGACCAGCGCCUCCGGACCUUCCUGGAGCAGGCGGCCAAUCAUGGGCGCCGCCCGGCGCAUCGAGCGCCUCUACUUCGAGAUCAGCGCCGCCAACAAGGCGCAGUGGGAGAUGCCCCAGGUGAAGGAGUCCAAGCGCCAGUUCAUCUUCGACGUGGUCAACGAGGGCGGGGAGGCGAGAAGAUGGAGCUCUUCGUCAGCUUCUGCGAGGACACCAUCUUCGAGAUGCAGAUCGCGUCCCGCCUCUCCGAGGAGGAACCCCCGCGGGAAGGCGGGGAGGAUGAGGAGCAGGAGGAAGAGGAAGAGUCCCCCGACGCCGCCGGCCCGCCGCCCGCCGCCGAGCCCACCUCGGCUUUCGGGGAGCUGCUGGCGGGGGCCGGGGGGCUGCGGCACUUGCUGGGGUCCCCCCAGGCCUGGCGGCGGCGGCUGCGGCGGUUGCGACGCAAGCCGGGCCGGGAGCUGCUGCGUGGGCGGCGGGGGCGGCCGCCGGCCGGGCGGUGCUGGGGGGGCUGCUGGGGGGCUGGGGGGUGCUGGGGGCCGUGGGGCGCCUGGCCUGGACCUCCCUUUUCGGAGGGGGGCUGGUGGAGGGGGCGCAGCGCCUGGCGCUGGCCGAGCUGCUGGCCAGCAUGCCCGACCCCACCCAGGACGCCGUGGGGGGCGGCGAGGCCGGGGGGGGCUGCGGCGGGCGAGGAAGGGGGUCCCCAAGAGCCCGGCCCCCCCGCCCGUCCCCCACCUGCCGCAGCCCCCCGAGGAGGAGGAGGAGGAGGAGGCGGCGGCGGCGGCGCGCCGGCGGCGGCUUUCGGGGUGCGCAAGGAGCCCGGGCACUAUCGGCUGGCGGCCCCCGACGCCCCCGGGGGGCUGGGGGACAUCGGGGAGCCCACCGCCGCCGAGCCCCCCACCCCCGAGGGCACCCCCAUCCUCCGGAGAAAGAUUGGGGAGGACGGGGAGGAGGUGGUGGAGGAGGAGCCGCAGAAGGAAGAGGAGCCGGUGAGCGAGGUGGAGAAAGCUGACACAGAGAACGGGGAGAAGGCCGGGGCGGAGGGGGCCGAGGAGGGGCCCGAGCCCGGGCCCCCCAAGAGGAGGAGGAAGUCGGUGCCCCGGGAGCGCAAGGAGCCGCCGGCCGAGGGAGCCUUCGAGUUCUGGGCUGAGCUGGAAGUGCAGAGGGUCAAAUUCCUGAACUACCUGUCCAGGAACUUCUACAACCUGCGGUUCCUGGCGCUCUUCCUCGCCUUCGCCAUCAACUUCAUCCUCCUCUUCUACAAGGUGUCGGAGCACCCCCCGGGCAUGGAGGAGGAGGCGGAGGGCUCGGGGCUGGGGGCGGCGGCCGAGGAGGCCGAGGGGGCCGAGGGGGCCGAGGAGGAGAGCGUCGUCUACUACUUCCUGGAGGAGAGCACGGGCUACAUGCAGCCGGCGCUGCAGGGGCUGGCCCUGGCCCACACCCUCGUCGCCUUCCUCUGCAUCAUCGGCUACAACUGCCUCAAGAUCCCGCUGGUGAUCUUCAAGCGGGAGAAGGAGGUGGCGCGGCGGCUCGAGUUCUCGGGGCUCUACAUCACCGAGCAGCCCCCCGACGACGACGUCAAGGGCCAGUGGGACCGCCUGGUGCUCAACGCCCAGUCCUUCCCCAGCAACUACUGGGACAAGUUCGUCAAGAGGAAGGUGCUGGAGAAGUACGGGGACAUCUACGGCCGGGAGCGCAUCGCGGAGCUGCUGGGGAUGGAGCUGGCCAGCCUGGAGAUCGGGGCGCAGGGCGAGAGGAAGCCCCCCCCCGACAGCUCCUUCCUCAGCUGGAUCACGUCCAUCGACAUCAGGUACCAGAUCUGGAAGUUCGGGGUCAUCUUCACUGACAAUUCCUUCCUCUACCUCACCUGGUACAUGGCCAUGUCCCUGCUGGGCCACUACAACAACUUCUUCUUCGCCUCCCACCUCCUGGACAUCGCCAUGGGGGUGAAGACCCUGCGCACCAUCCUCUCCUCCGUCACCCACAACGGCAAGCAGCUGGCGAUGACGGUGGGGCUGCUGGCCGUGGUCGUGUACCUCUACACCGUGGUGGCCUUCAACUUCUUCCGCAAGUUCUACAACAAGAGCGAGGAUGAGGAUGAGCCCGACAUGAAGUGCGACGACAUGAUGACGUGCUAUCUGUUCCACAUGUACGUGGGGGUUCGGGCCGGGGGGGGCAUCGGGGACGAGAUCGAGGACCCGGCGGGGGACGACUACGAGCUGUACCGCGUCGUCUUCGACAUCACCUUCUUCUUCUUCGUCAUCGUCAUCCUCCUGGCCAUCAUCCAGGGUCUGAUCAUCGAUGCUUUCGGGGAGCUGCGGGACCAGCAGGAGCAGGUGAAGGAGGACAUGGAGACAAAAUGCUUCAUCUGCGGCAUCGGGAGCGACUAUUUCGACACGACCCCCCACGGCUUCGAGACCCACACGCUGGAGGAGCACAACCUGGCCAACUACAUGUUCUUCCUGAUGUAUCUGAUCAAUAAGGACGAGACGGAGCACACGGGGCAGGUGAGACCCCCGGGGAUGGG